AUGAGGCCCCCGACUGAAUACGAUGGUGGUGAAAGAAUGCCAGCCGAGGCUGAGGAAGUGGACCCUCGGGCUCCGGCGAUGAUGAUCUGCGCCAGGCUGGCUGGAAGAGCCAUUAUCAGAGUAGUUGGAAGAUGCGAAGAUGCCCAGGAAAACAGCCAACUAGAUUUAUCAGAAUGCCAAUUAAUGCAAGUGCCUGAUGCAGUAUAUCAUUUGAUGAGACACACAGAACUAAAGAGUUGCGACCUUAGCGGGAACGUAAUAACUAAAAUACCACCAAAGUUCACAGUAAAAUUUAGUUUAAUCACAGAUUUAAAUUUGUCAAACAACCAAAUGGCAAGACUACCAGAUGAGUUGUGCACACUUGCUUGUCUGCAAAGGCUGGAUAUAUCUCAUAAUACCUUUGUAGCCCUCCCACACAUAGCCUGUCAGUGUCCCAGUCUUCACACACUUUUGGCGCACCACAAUCACAUUAUUGAAGUGGAUGUUGACAGAUUAGCCAGAUCCAGGGCUCUUGAAUAUGUUGAUCUUAGCGAUAACCCCAUACCGCCAAGAAUACAAGAUGAACUAAAACAACUUUCAAGACCAUCAGUGUCAGUGUCCGAAAGGGAAAAAGAAGAUUGGGAAGAAGAUCUCUUAAUA
Messenger RNA from Iphiclides podalirius (scarce swallowtail), 639 nucleotides. The record is from the annotation of a GenBank genome assembly. NCBI's taxonomy places the organism in Eukaryota, Metazoa, Arthropoda, Insecta, Lepidoptera, Papilionidae.